Molecule: messenger RNA, 3164 nt
Organism: Amaranthus tricolor (Joseph's coat)
Lineage: Eukaryota; Viridiplantae; Streptophyta; Magnoliopsida; Caryophyllales; Amaranthaceae
Product: EIN3-binding F-box protein 1-like
Exons: 2
Coding region: 501-2420 (639 amino acids)
Biological process (GO): SCF-dependent proteasomal ubiquitin-dependent protein catabolic process
Cellular component (GO): SCF ubiquitin ligase complex
Molecular function (GO): protein binding
Source: RefSeq, a predicted model, not a curated record
AAAGAAUUCCUGUUUUUGAGCAAGAUUCAAUGCACUUGCAUGUAUGAUGUAUGUUAUCUCUAUUCUCUCCCCCCACAAUCCCCAAAUUCCUUGUAUAUGAAUCAUGCAUUUCCUUUCUCCUCAUUAAUUAUUAUACUUUUUUAAUUUAACCCAAAAUAUUUUUUUUGGGACCCACUUUUUUCUCUUCCUCAACAUUGACAACAUCUUAAGAUAAAAACACAUCCACAGCAUCAUUUUUUCCAUUGCUUCACCAUUCAUUCAUUCCCCCUUUCAUCUUUUCCUUCUUCCUUCACAACAUUUUUUGCCCUAUUUCAAUAGGGUUUCCUUCUUUAUGCUCUAUUUUUUCAUCUCAUGAAUUUUGCAUAUUUCCAAUUUUCAUUCAUCUUUGUUGUUUUUAUUUCUGGGUUUGUUAAGGAUCUGGGUUUAUUUUCUGGUGGCUUCUUUCACUCAUCAAGUUCACACCUUUUUUGCCUCUUUGAGGUUUUUAUUCAGCUUUCAACAUGUCUCAGAUCGUCAAUUACAGUGAAAAUGAGGAAUUUUACCAUGGGGGAUCCAUAUACUCAAACCCCAAGGAAGCUGGUAGCUUUUUGUCCCUUCGUAUUGUUAACCAUGUGGAUGUUUACUUCCCAAACAAAAGAGCUAGGAUCAAUGCCCCUGUUGGAGGAGACUUUUUAGGGCAAAAAAAGCAGGUUUCUCUUGAUUCCCUCCCAGAUGAGUGUUUGUAUGAGAUCUUCAGGCGUUUGCCGGGAUACCAAGAAAGGAGUUCUUGUGCCAGCGUUUCGAAACGCUGGCUUAUGCUUGUUAGUAGCAUCCCUUGUGAGGAUCUGUGCAAUAAGAAUAAGGUUGCUGCUGAUGAGGGUGAGGAGAUCGACAGCGAUGGGUUUCUUACUAGGAGUUUGGAGGGUAAGAAGGCCACCGAUGUUAGACUUGCUGCUGCGGCUGUGGGAAGUGGUGGUCUUGGUGGAUUAGGUAAGCUGAUGAUCAGGGGAACGAACUCUGUUCGUGGAGUUACUGAUCUUGGUUUGAAGGCUGUUUCUCGAUGCUGCCCUUCUCUUAAGAGUCUUUCCAUCUGGAAUGUUUCGUCCAUCGGAGAUGAAGGUCUCGUUGAGAUUUCUAAUGGAUGUCGUCGCCUUGAGAAACUUGAUCUUUGCAACUGCCCGUCUAUUACCAGCAAGGGUUUGAUCGCAAUCGCCAAGAAUUGUUCCGGCUUGACCUUAUUGAGUAUUGAGGGUUGUCAACUUAUUGGUAAUGAAGGUUUGCAAGCUAUUGGGCAGUUCUGUCCAAACCUCAAAUCUGUUACCAUCAAGGACUGCCCACUUGUUGGUGAUCAGGGUAUCGCAACUUUGAUGUCAUCAGCUUCUUUCGUCCUCACCAAGUUGAAGCUUCAGGGUUUGAAUGUUACUGAUCUUUCCCUUGCAGUGAUCGGUCAUUACGGAAAAGUUGUUUCUGAUCUUUUUUUGGCCAACCUUCAAAAUGUGAAUGAAAAGGGUUUCUGGGUCAUGGGUAAUGCCCAGGGUCUUCAACAUCUAAAGUCAUUCACCAUUUCCUCGUGCCAAGGAGUCACAGACGUUGCAGUCGAAGCUUUGGGAAAAGGCUGUCCCAAUUUGAAGCAGUUCGCUCUGAAGAAGUGCGCUUUCUUGUCCGACAAUGGAUUGAUUUCCUUUGCCAAAGCUGCAAGGUCUCUCGAGAGCCUGCAAUUUAAGGAGUGCCACAGGAUCACCCAAAUCGGGUUUUUUGGUCUUUUAUUGAACUGUGGUCUUAAGUUGAAGGAUGUAACUAUGUCUAGCUGCUUUGGUUUCAAGGACAUGGUGUUGGGAUUCCCCCUCCCGAACAAAUCCGCCCCACUUCGUUCCGUGACAAUCAGCAACUGCCCUGGGCUCGGAGACAUGACCUUGGCUAUGUUGGCAAAGUUGUGCCCUCAAUUGCAAUGUGUAAACUUUAACGGUCUUCCCUCCAUCACCGAUGCCGGUCUUCUAUCCCUUAUCGAGAGUUGUGAUGCUGGUGCCGGUCUUGUCAAGGUGGGUCUCGCGGACUGUGUUAAUGUGACCGACGACAUUGUCAUCGCAUUGGCAAAGUUUCAUGGCGGAACCCUAGAGUUGUUGAACCUUGAAGGUUGUGGUAAGGUUACCGAUACAGGGUUGGUGGCUAUUGCCGAUGAUUGCCUUUUGCUCAAUGAACUCGAUGUUUCUAAGUGCGCUAUCACAGACUUUGGUGUCGCAUCUUUGGCUCGCUCGAAGCAUCUGAGCUUACAGAUCCUCUCUCUUUCCGGGUGCUCGAUGAUCUCCAACAAGUGCUUGCCUUUCUUGGCAAAGUUGGGUCAGUCUCUUAUGGGACUCAACAUUCAAAACUGCAACUCGAUCAGCAGCACCGUCACUGAUAUGCUCGAGGAUCGGCUCUUUAGAUGUGACAUCCUUUCCUAAGCGCAAAACAUUUCGAUGCUCUUCGGAUUAUUUAAGUAGCUUCAGAAGUACAUUAAGUGAAUAGGUUGAGUUCGUAUUUAGUUUUUGGGUCCAUCAGUUUUAAAACAGGCUUGCCUUUUGCCGGAGACAUGGGUCUUUUUCCAGGAAGAAACGACCGAUUACACCCCUUUUUUGCAGGUUUCCUCAAGACAGGAAAUCUGUUUCAAGAAUUCGGGCUCUUUUUUGGUGCCAGAUUCUUAUCGGUCGUAGAUGCCUGAGAAUACUGUUAACUGCUUUCCGGGUUCAAUUGUCUAGCCUUCGUCUAAUCUUUUGCUGGGUUUUGGACCUUCAUUGAAAAACAAAAAAAAAUUGAAAAACGAAAAACGAAAAAAAAAAGUUUUAGCUUGGCUUCGGGGCUGAGUUCUCGUGUCAGUCAUCAGUGUUUGUUUUUUAGUCUUUGUGUCGGUUUUUACCAAGUCGUCCGGAGUGUUGUUGGUCGGCAUUUGUUGGUUCAUCGUUCUACCGUUGCUUUUGAAAGUUCAAAGUAUGGUGUUCUUGUUUUGUCAUGGGCUUUGGCCGUGGCAGCACGAUCUAGAUCGAGCUGCCAUUACAAUCUCUAACCUCUCGAAUGGGGUGGGAUUGUUUUUUCAUCGAGUUUUGCCAAGCCUCAUUUUUACAAGUGCCUUUUGUAUGAACUUGUACUUUUGCAACGGCUUUUUAAUGUAAUAGAAGAUUAUCGAUAUUAUGUUAAUCUCUUUUCUAUUG